Messenger RNA from Melopsittacus undulatus (budgerigar), 1040 nucleotides. RefSeq names its product Yip1 interacting factor homolog B, membrane trafficking protein (gene YIF1B). The record is from RefSeq and is a predicted model, not a curated record. Gene Ontology annotation, biological process: endoplasmic reticulum to Golgi vesicle-mediated transport. Gene Ontology annotation, cellular component: endoplasmic reticulum-Golgi intermediate compartment; Golgi membrane; endoplasmic reticulum membrane. The coding region runs from base 28 to 945 and encodes 305 amino acids. The transcript is spliced from 9 exons. NCBI's taxonomy places the organism in Eukaryota, Metazoa, Chordata, Aves, Psittaciformes, Psittaculidae.
GUGACGUCACCGGAAGUCAGACGGCGGAUGGAGCCGGGACGAGCGGCACGGCACCCCCCCAAGCGCCGGGUUCCGCGCAUGGCGGACCCGCACCCGCUCUUCGAUGACACCAGCGCGGUGGGGCCGGGUCCGCCUCGGGCCUACGGGGCUCCGGUAGCGGCGGCAGCGGCCGCGGCUCCCACGGCCCCAUCGCCGUUCCCAGCCCCGGCCGCCUUCCUCAGCGAGCCCGUGUCCAGCCUGGCCGCGGCCUACGGCAGCAGCUUGGCCAGCCAAGGCCGGGACAUCGUGGACCGGAACCUCGACCGCUUCAUCCCGGUGGGGAGGCUCAAGUAUUACUUCGCUGUGGACACGGUUUACGUGGGGAAGAAGCUGGGGCUGCUCCUGUUCCCCUUCCUGCAUCAGGACUGGCAGGUCCGGUACCAGCAGGAUGCUCCGGUCGCCCCUCGCUUUGAUGUCAAUGCCCCUGAUCUCUACAUCCCCGUGAUGGCUUUCAUCACCUACAUCCUCGUCGCUGGCCUGGCCCUGGGCACCCAGAGCAGGUUCUCCCCGGACAGCCUGGGGCUGGAGGCCAGCUCUGCCCUGGGCUGGCUGCUGCUGGAGCUGGUGGCUGUGCUGCUCUGCCUCUACCUGCUCAGCAUCAGCACCGACCUCAGCACCAUGGAGCUGCUGGCCAUGGCUGGCUACAAAUAUGUGGGCAUGAUCAUCGGCCUCCUCUCGGGGCUGCUCUUUGGCCGCCCUGGUUACUACGUGGUGCUGAGCUGGUGCUGCUUCAGCAUCUUCAUCUUCAUGAUCCGGACACUGCGCCUGAAGCUGCUGUCGGAGGCGGCGGCCGAGGGGGUCCCUGUGCGGGGGGCAAGGAACCAGCUCCGGAUGUACCUGACCAUGGGCAUUGCUGCGGUGCAGCCGCUCGGCAUGUACGGGCUGACGCGGCACCUGCUGCCAUGAGGGGGGGGGGGGCACCAAAUACCCCCCCCGGGCACUAACUACCCCAUAUGGAACCGCAAAUAUACCCCAUGGGCAACAAAUACCCCCCCUGUGGA